Molecule: messenger RNA, 7931 nt
Organism: Colossoma macropomum (tambaqui)
Lineage: Eukaryota; Metazoa; Chordata; Actinopteri; Characiformes; Serrasalmidae
Gene: kdm6bb
Product: lysine (K)-specific demethylase 6B, b
Exons: 21
Coding region: 598-6084 (1828 amino acids)
Biological process (GO): regulation of gene expression; heart development
Cellular component (GO): MLL3/4 complex
Molecular function (GO): chromatin DNA binding; RNA polymerase II cis-regulatory region sequence-specific DNA binding; histone H3K27me2/H3K27me3 demethylase activity
Source: RefSeq, a predicted model, not a curated record
GGGCUUUCUUCUCUCAGCAUUUCUCUCUCUCUCUCUCUCUCACUCACUCUCUCUCUCUUUUUUUUUGCUUUCUCUUUCCAAGCCGUUCCCUUCCUUUCUUUGUCUGUCUCCUUGGAGGGUAAAAGCGAACAGGAGUGCGAAAGAGGGGGAGAGAGGGAAGGAGGGAAAGAGAGAGCGAGAGAGAGAGAGAGAGAGAGCGGAGGGGGGGAGAGAUAGAGAGUGAAAGGGGAAAGAGAAGCGAGAAAGGAGGACAAAAAAAGGAAAGAAUGGACCGGCCGCGCUCGUCUCCGUGACAAUACAGGCGCACCUAUCUGUCAGAGCCGUCUCUGAGUAAGACCACCUCUCUAUCUGUGUUGUGUGCGUGUGGGUGGGCUGUGAGGGGGGCUGUUUAAAGGGACACUGGGGUUUAAAGGGACACUAGGCAGUUUAAAGGGAUAGUAGGCAGUUUAAAGGGACACUAGGCUGCUGAUAGGCAUGUGUUUGUGUAUAUACGCGGAAGCUCAGAGACUCUCCCCCCUGAAAGGCUGAAGUUGUGCUGUCUCUGUUCCGCACUGGAGGGAUUCCCGUGUGCGUUAGUGUGGUGUUGCCCCAGGCUGGAUGUAUCACGCAGCAGAGCAGUAUUCUGGGCGGUACUCAUGGGACUCCUUCCCCUCCGGUGGCUCCAGCAGAGCAGCAUGGGCUCCUAGCUCCGGACGCAACUGGGCUGCUCCGUCCAGGGCCAGCGGAGGAGUGUACCCACCCCAGCACCCCGGUCUGAGCCACACAUCAGGAAGAAACCAUCAUAAAGCUUAUAACAACAGACCUCCAGAGUCAAGCAGGGACAGAGCUCACGGUCAGCCCAGAGAGAGAGGCCCCGGGAGGGUCCGGCCAGCCCCACGGCCUUGGGGUCCAAACCACCAGGAUACGGCCCGGGCCACUACUAACAGCUACAGCUCAGGAUGCGGAGGAACUGUCUCCAACAGCAACAAUCACGCCAGCCAGCCUCAGAGGUAUGGAGGCCCUCACCAGCAGCAGCGCCCCCCACAGGCACAGGGAGAGAGAUGGAGUCCAGUGUCCCCAUCCAGGCCUUUCCAGAGUCCUUCUCUCAAACGGCCAGCCCCCCCACACAGCGACUCAGCCCCUCACCGACACCCUUCCCCAUCCAGAGACGACUGCCCCAGCAAGAGGAGUAAAAGCAACAGCUCACACCAGGCUUUCACCCCUAGAAUGAAGCAUCCUAUGAACCGUCCUCUACUGUCCCACCCCCCUCGCACCUGGAGUCCCCCAUAUAGAAAUUCUGCCCCCUGGAGUCAGUCAAAUAAGAGGCAUUCUCCUUCACGCUUCCAGCAGGAGUCUAAUCAGUCCAGCAGCAGAGAUCACUCCCACAGGACCCAUCCGACCUCCCCUGCUCUCUGUGGCCCCAGCCAGGCCUUUCAGAAACCAGGCCACAACAACCCUCGAGAUCACCCGGGCCUCCGUGGAACCAAAGGGGACUGGGGGCGUACCGUUCCCCUCUCACCAGCAAACUUCACCAGAGUGCCUUACAGCCCCCAGCACCAGCCCCCAGCGCCAACACACAGGCAUCCAGAUGCAUCUGGCAAUGGGACUACGGUGUUGCAUCCCAGCCAUGGGUCACCCACAAUGGCCUGGAAAAGCCAGGAUCGCCCUGCAAAGCAGAGCAGUGAGACUAGGCGCUCUGGUACAGGGCUGGAUGGACGGCAGCAGUCACAGGAGCCGAAAGAGGAAGGGAGGCGCCACGGCACCGCCAAACACCCCCAGCCCUAUGGUGCUCCCUGCGAGAAAGACCACGGCAAGCAACGAAGUCCAGCUACAGAGGCCUCUACUGCCUCUCCAAGUCCUGAACCUGGAUCUAGUUCUCACAGGUCAGAGGGGAAGAAGAGCAAACUUUCCAAACACCGGAGUCCAUCUAACUACAUCCACUCCAGCUCCUCUAACCACGACAGUCAGGAGAGCUCAAUAAGCCGGCUGGAUACGAACCUGCAGAAACAUGGCCAAGCCAAGAAGAGGCACAGGGAGCGUGAGAGAAGGAAAGAAAAGAAAGGUGAGGAUGGGAGGGAGAGGAUGGAGAGAAAACUGGAGGCAAAGAAAAAGAAGAAAGAAAGGGAAGAGGGAAGAGGGCAUCGGGAGAGGAAGGGCAUGCAUAGAAAAGUGGAGAUGGGGUUGGGACAGAAUGAGAAGAAAGCUAAAGAUGCGAAGAAAAGACAGAGGAGAGCGGAGAGAGAUGGCAUUAAGAAAGGGGAGAAAGAGAAAAGAGAAAUAUCUCACCAGACUCCAUCGUCUCGCUCUCCAAGUAAAAGCCCUCAUUCAGCCAUUUUUCAGUCUACUCCAUCUCCAGCCGUCUUGCAUACAUCAUCAUCCCCAGCCCGUGAAUAUGUAGAGAGUGGAGGAGAGGAGGAGAGCAGCUGCCAUUCUGACUCUUCACACACCUCAGGGUCCGUCCCACCCUCCUCCACCCCUCCAGCCAAUCAGAGCCAUUCAAAAGAUACUGCCAAUAAUAUGACCUCAGAUAGUGAUGACAGCCUGCCCUCCUCUGAGCCUAUGAGUCCUAACACCAGCAGCUUCAAGAGGCCUCAAGAGGAGCAGUCUGACCUCAAAGUUUUUACCUCCAAUCUGCCUGCUAGCAGUGAGCAGGAAAUUCCCAUUUCGGAUGCAUCCACUGGUUUUGAGAAGAAUGUUCCCCAGCAGCCUGAGACAAGGCCCCAGCAUGCUCCAGACCUGCUGCCUGCCCAUGGCACCUGUACAGAUGACCACCUGCGGCUGGACCCCUCAGCCAGCCCCCCUGUCCUGAGCUGGCAAGGUUCCCCUGUCUCAGAUCUUAGUGAGGAAGAGGAGGAUAUAAUGAUGAGGAGGCCUGUGCUCCAGCCUAGCCCCACACACACCUCUCCACUUCAAGACCCAGAAGAGCCCUGGAAAGAACCUGGAGAGUCUUGGCCAGACUACCGCCAUAGUGACCUGGCCAAACUCUACGGCCUUGAUGAGCCUUCUAAGUUUGUAGAGGAAGAGGAGGAUGAAGAACAUGAGGCAGAACAGCAGGACAGCAGCACAACAAGCUCUCAGGUCACCCAGAGACCCCACCUGCACCAGACUGAUAGCAUCUCUGGCUCAGGCAGCCAUAGGUACACCUACAGAGGUGGACCUUUUGGCCGGCCACCUCCAAACGCCCUGGGUGGGGUCAAAUACUCUUCCUCGCUUUCGCUGGGCCCAGAGAUACGGCCUCCAGACCAACAAAGCCCAACCUCAGCAUCCCCAGUGGCUGUAUCUCCAAUGGCUGGGUCACCAACUGACCCUUUCCCUACUGAUCUGACCCCAGCUGACCUGAACCCAAGUGGCCUGUCCCAAACUGUCCUGCCCAUUGCUGAUCUGUCUUCAACUGGUCUGUCCCAAACUGACCUGUCUCCAGCUGGCUUGUCCCAACCUGUCCUGAGCCCAACUGGCUUGACCCCAACUGGCCGAUCCCACACUGGUCUGUCUGAAACUAACCUGACCCCUACUGGAGUAGCCCCUUCCCAGAGUCCCUCGGAUCUGAUUUCAGAGCCUGAGGAUGACAAAAAAAUGAAGGAAGAGAAAAAGGAGGACAGUAGGGCCCACAAGGAAGUCAGUGACAACCUAAUCAAACCUGUAGAAUCACACAGGGAGCCUACCUGUACCUCACUGGAGGAAGAGAAAGAAGCAAAGAUAAUGUCACCCGCAACCCUGCAGGCCAGACUGGCCCACAGUUGCGAGGUGCUGUUGACGCAGAGCUCUAAUCCUGUCUCUGUCCCCAUCCCAGAAGAAACGAGUGGAAAAAAAGAGUCCAAAACCAUCAAAGCGACUGAGAAGGCAUCAGAACGAGUCAGAGAGAAGAAGGGAGAGCGUGAGAGGAGUCAGAAACAAAAGCUUGGCAGCAACCACCAAGGUUCACAUGUAAGAGAGGGCACAGGAAGAACACAUAAAAAGCAGAAAGGAAAGACUGAGAAUGAGGCACAGUGCUGCUCUCCAAAAUCUCUGCCCCUUUCCUCUACCUCCGGUGGUCGUUCCAAGCAGCUCAGGAACAAGCAGGCAGUGACUGUAGAGAACAUCAAACAACGGACUAAAGAGGCAGAGAAAGAGAGGGAAAAGGAGCGAGAGAGGGGGGAAGAAGAGAGAGUCAAACCUGCGGAGGAGAAUGAGAACAAAGACAAUGGAAGCGCAUGUCUGACACAAGCCACAACAAAAGCAACAACCAACACAAACACCUCCCCCAGUGCAAGUGGCUCCAGCAAGCCUCCAUUGAGCAAAGCUGAGUUGCUGAGGCUACAGGGCCUGUCUGCCAUACCUCUGAAAGAGCUGAAGAUCCACCUGGUUAAAGUAAAGAGCAAUGGGAGGCAAACAUUCAUUGCCUCUGAGAUUGAGCAGAAGAGGAUUCCGCUAAAUGAUAUCAGUAUUAAGAACACAGCAGCAGAGAUCAUCGGGGCCUGCAAAGGGGCAACAGUGAAGGGCAAAUUCCACGAGUCCUAUCUGUUGCCUGCACUGUCAGUAAAGCCUGUAUUAAAUGUGGAGUCUCUCAUACCCCGUGAGAAGCUCAAUCCUCCAACACCCAGCAUCUACCUCGAGAGUAAGAGAGAUGCAUUUUCUCCAGUGUUGCUGCAGUUCUGCACAGAUCCCAAAAACCCUGUUACUGUUAUCAGAGGCCUGGCAGGAUCCCUCCGGCUUAACCUGGGUUUGUUCUCUACUAAGUCCUUGGUGGAGGCGAAUGGUGAACAUGCUGUGGAAGUGAGGACUCAGGUGCAGCAGCGAGCUGAUGAAAAUUGGAACCAUGCCGGCUCAGCUCAGACUUGGCCAUGUGAAAGCAGCCGAUCCCACACCACCAUUGCCAAGUAUGCUCAGUAUCAGGCCUCCAGCUUCCAGGAGAGCUUACAGGAAGAGAAGGACAGCGAGGAUGAAGAUGAGGGAGAGAAAAAAUCUGAACCAGUCGAGUUGAAAUCAGAGGCUUUGUCCAUCUCUCCUUCUGUCUCCGGCACAUCCAAGUCAGAAGAUGCCUUACUUAAUUUAUUAUCUCUGAAUGUUUACUCAUCAUCAUCUGGCUCUCCAGUGAUGUGUUGCUCACUGUGGGAAAUUAUGUGUAUCUCUUUUUCUUUUAGCGCUGAUCAGAAAGCGAUCGGGAAAAUCAUCAAAUUUGGAACCAACAUUGACCUCUCUGACCCAAAGAGGUGGAAGCCCCAGCUGCAGGAGUUGCUGAAGUUGCCAGUGUUCAUGCGUGUUUCUUCAAGUGAUAACAUGCUGAGCCAUGUGGGUCACACCAUUCUGGGCAUGAACACCGUCCAACUGUAUAUGAAGGUUCCAGGCAGCAGAACUCCAGGCCACCAGGAGAACAACAACUUCUGCUCUGUGAACAUCAACAUCGGCCCUGGAGACUGCGAGUGGUUUGCUGUGCAUGAGCAUUACUGGGAGGCCAUCAGUGAUUUCUGUGAGAAGCAUGGAGUAGACUACCUGACUGGCUCAUGGUGGCCUGUUCUAGAAGAUCUGUACCAGGCCAACAUCCCCGUGUACCGUUUCAUCCAGCGCCCAGGAGACCUGGUGUGGAUCAAUGCCGGCACUGUGCACUGGGUGCAGGCCGUGGGCUGGUGCAACAACAUUGCCUGGAACGUGGGCCCUCUCAACUCGUACCAGUAUCAGCUUGCUCUGGAGCGCUUCGAGUGGAACGAGGUCAAAAAGGUCAAGUCUAUUGUUCCCAUGAUUCAUGUCUCCUGGAAUGUCGCCCGUACAAUCAAGAUAACAGACCCGAACACUUACAAAAUGAUCAGGCACUGCCUCCUGCAAUCCAUGAAGCAUAUCCAGAUCCUGCGGGACCAGCUGAUAGCAGCAGGGAAAAAGAUCUUCUACCAAAGCCGAGUGAAGGAUGAACCGGCCUACUACUGCAACGAGUGCGACGUGGAGGUGUUCAACCUGCUCUUCGUGACCAGCGAGAGCAGCAGUAGGAAGACGUACGUGGUGCACUGUGAGGAUUGCGCUCGGCAGCGCAGCCCCAGCCUGGGCGGAGUGGUGGUGCUGGAGCAGUACAGAGUGGAGGAGCUAAUGAGCACAUACGAUAACUUCAGCCUGGCUCCCUCGCCGUGUCCUAAGUGAAGCCGACGUGUGAUGUCACAGCCAUAACCAAAUCCCUGCUCGUCCGCAGCAGUGCCAACUUUCAGUUCUCUGGUUUUUUUUUUUUUGGUUUGUUUUUGUUUGUUGUUGUAUUUAUUUUUCCACAACCACUACUGCAAACUCUCUCUGCGUUACCAAUCAGCAAAGCUGUUUACUCAGUACUGUUUACAGACAGCGCAUCAGCAGAAGGUCUCCGGCUCGGUUGUCUUCCUCCACCAGCUCUACUGACGGGACGCUCAGCGUCACAGAGUCUUCAGAAUGACUCGCGAGGUGCCACAGACUCGAACCCGGUGCACACUGGACUCGUAAUGUGAACUGUGUUUAAGAAAAACGUUCCACAGAGGAAACUGCUGUGAUUUUUGUUUUGUCAAUAUUUAAAGGAAAAAAAAAAAAGAAUAGAAAGUAGGCGGAGUCAACACGUGAAUUAAUUCAGGUACUAUUGUAGUUUACAUUUAUGCAAAUCUGCGGAGGUUUUUUUUUCCCCGUCUGGUUAUUCGGUGUCUCGGAUUUUGCUGAACAAGUGGUGCUUUGAUACGACACGAAACAGCAGCUCUCCGCUGAAGGAGCUAAUGCUAAUUACGACAGUGGCAUUAUUUCGGGUGUUUUUUUUAAUUCAUUUUUAUCGUUGUUUUGUUGUCGUCAUUGUUGUUUUCGUUGUGCUGUCAUAUUUACUACGACUCUAAUCUUUGUAAAUGCUGUUUUGCAUAUUUAUCCGGGUGCUAUUUUGUUCUCUUUUCAAAAAUUUACAAAGGUAUUCAACUAAAAAAAAAAAAAAUAUUAAAAAUUUUUUUAACAGCCUACAGCUACACCGUUUUGGCCUUGUGACUUGUAUUUAGACGACAAAAAAAAUACAAAUAAAUAAAUAAAGGCAGAAAAUUUGCAUAUUUCUCAGAGCAUUAAGCAUAUUAGCUAAACAAUAAAGUACACGUCACAAAUCUCUCCAAAAAUACGGGUUGAAUCCAGAGACGUAUUCGCAUUUGUCUAGAAAACCGUGAGUGUUUCAGUGGAGUUUUUUAUUUUUUGUAUUAUGAUCAUUAAUAUUAUUAUUAUUAUCAUUAUCUGAAAACAAAAAAAAUCAUUCCUAUCGUUUCCAUUCUUUCAUCUUUCGAAUGAUUUUAUUCUUCUUGAUUCUCCUUUUUUUUGUUUGUUCUCAGAACUGAAUUCCUGAAAUCUUGUGGUUUUAUUUAUUCGACUGCUUCUGGCGUAUUUAUUGAAGAUACAUGGUGCUCCUCCUAAACGAGGGAAGUCCAGAUUUUGUAAAUGUUUUUGUUUCUGUUCCUUUUUUUUUUUAAAAAAAAAAUAAAAAUCGUGCUAUCGUUUGGGCAGCGCCGAGGUCCAGGAGGGGGACGUCUGAUUCUAAAUGGUGCUCGAUCCCCCUCGCCCGGCCUGCCGCUCAGUGUAUAUGAUCUAGAGAAGUUACGUACAUGAAUAUAACAUUAAUCUCACAGCUUGGUGCUUAGAACAGAGUCUGUACACCUUUAUGCCCUGAAUGUCUUUGUACUGUAUCCUACAGAUUGAAAAAAAGAGUUUUGUUUUUACGUUACAUUACAUGAAAAUACGAGAUGUUGUGAUACGUGUGGAUGACGACUAUCAUACUUGCUGUUCCGUACGAUCCUUUUAUGAUUAUAACCUGCAGAUUUCGACGAGCUGUGGUUGGUUUUUUCUGUCCACUCCUCUCUGAGUGUGUUUGUCAGGUUUAUUCCAUUUUUGAGUUUUAUGACUUCUUUACUGUAUAAAGGAAGAAAGAAAGAAAAAAAAAGAAAGAAAAUUGAAAAUGAUGAACUGAGCCAGACCUGUCUUAAACACUCGUGUGAUUUUGUGUGUCAUAA